AUGUCACCGUCCCUAGACUACUCAUCAGCUCAACACGGCAUGGACCCUGAUGAUGUGCCAUUCGAAGGUCCAGUGCAAACUGAGGAGAAACUCAAAGCUUUGCCUGAAGACCAUCCCGACAAGGAGUGCCUUAUGGCUUUGGUAAAAAAGCUGCACCUUGUCUGCAACAAAGACCUGGACUACAUUGACGAGCUGCAGGAAGAGUGGAAUGCACUGAGCUGCGCUGUGACCAUGUCUGAAGCCGAGGAGAAGGAUCUCAAGCGGCAGAUCGGGCGCCUGAAGGAGCAGGUCAACAUGCAGGAGGGAGUCAUGCUAGAUCAGCAGGAUGACAUCAGCGGCCUUCGCGCUGAAAUCAGCAAGCUGACAGCGCGAAUUCAGGAGCUGGAGCUGCAGAUCAAGGCACUGAAGCAGCAGGGUACUGUGGAGAUUGCCAAGGAAAGUACAGAGCACAAAAACACAGAGCCUGCGGAUGCAGAGGACGCAGCGGUACCCUUCAGGGCAGAGGAGAAAUUAAAUGCGGCAGAAUGGUUGCCGCUUUUAUUUGUAAACGUGAUGACGCUGGUUUGA
Molecule: messenger RNA, 567 nt
Organism: Coccomyxa subellipsoidea C-169
Lineage: Eukaryota; Viridiplantae; Chlorophyta; Trebouxiophyceae; Coccomyxaceae
Exons: 4
Coding region: 1-567 (188 amino acids)
Source: RefSeq, a predicted model, not a curated record